ACACAAGAACGAGCUCACCAAAGCGAUUUACACCGCAGAAAGACACGAAAUAUUACUAAUAAUUUAAUAGAGUUAGUUGCGACGAGGAUUAGUAUUGAAGUGGAGUGUUGAGUAACAGUAAUUUUACAGACUCAGAGCGAUGCAAAUGAAAUGGCAACAAGUCGCAAAGAUGAGUGAUAUCUUCUGCUGCAGAUAGGACCAACAAUUCUUUUGUUCUUUUCUUUCUGUUUUCCCCAAAUUAAGCAUAAGAUUGCGUGCCAUAGUUAUUUCCAGCAUCAUCAUCAUCAUCAUCAUGGCAUUGGGAAGAGUAAUAUACGUUGCUCACACCGUAUGUAUCAGAUCAGAGCUUCAACCCAUGGCACCUGACCGCAUUGGUUCUUCCUCUUCUUCUCGCCAAAGGGACCUCGUUUUCGUCGUCAACCCUCUAGGUGCUAAUGGGAGGACAGGUAAAGAAUGGAGGAAGUUAGUUCCAUAUCUACGGUCUCGUCUUGGUAAAGAGUGCAAUAUAUGUGAAUCCAUAACGUCGGGUCCUUGUCAUGCUAUUGACAUAACAAGAGAGGCUAUAAGGGAGGGGGCUGAUGCUGUCAUUGCUGUUGGAGGAGAUGGAACUCUUCAUGAGGUUGUUAAUGGGUUUUUCUGGGCUGGAAAACCUGUUGUUAGUCAAGUGAAAGAGUCUACACACUCAACUGCUCUUGGUCUCAUCCCCUUGGGAACUGGUUCUGAUUUUGCAAGAACAUUUGGGUGGAAAAAUGAUCCCCAUGAGGCCAUUGAACGUGUUGCUAGAGGGUUGAGAUCAAUGAUAGAUGUCGGUGUUAUCACUGGAGAGAGUUGCGACCAUCAUUACUUCAUAAAUGUCGCUGACAUUCAUUUGAGUGCAAAGGCGGGUUUUUAUGCUUCUAGAUACAAGAGAUUUGGCAACCUGUGCUAUGUCAUUGGUGCAUUGCAAGCCUUCAUUGGGCAUCAAAACCAGGACAUGAGAAUCAGGUUCAAUGAUGGUCCAUGGGAGACAUGUCCUCAAGUGACAGCCCUUUGCAUUGGAAAUGCAAAAUACUUUGGUGGUGGCAUGAAAAUUACACCAAAUGCUGAUCCUUUCAGUAGAAAUUUAGAGGUUGUAACUCUUCAGAACUUCAAGUGGUAUGAUUUUGUCUUCAAAUUACAUAAGCUAUACAGUGGGACACAUCUCUCAGUAAAAAAUGUAUCUGAUAGAAGAGAUUGAAUAUUGUUAGUGUAAGGUAAAUUAUCUUCCUUUCUAGUCACCUGCUUAACUAUGAUCCCAAUUAUAUAAGUGGUUCUCAAAACCUUCUCAGUAUCCUCUAUAACCUACUUUUAUUUUAAUGAUGCAACAACAUCAAAAACCUUAUCCCAUCAGUGAGGUCGUCUCCAUGGAUUAAUGUCAGUAGGAAAUAUGUUGUGAAUGAUCCAUGUUUGGUAUAUGUUGUGAAUGAUCCAUGUUUGGUAUAUCGACAAGUUUUAAGUUGGCUGCAAUUCAGACAAAAAUUGUCUUGGAUUUAUUAUUCUGUAUAAUUGUUUUAGUUGGAUACGACUUUGUAUGUGAAUGUGCCUUAACUGUACUGAAUUGCAACUAAAAAAAAUGUGGAGGUAAGUAUCUAGCAACAGGAUUUGGUAGCCACAUUAAACAAUUUACCAAAUGUGCUAACUUUUUCAGCUCAUGGAAGCGUAGGAUUGUGCCAUUGUGGUGGUACUCAUCCGGAGUGUUUUUUAUA
Glycine soja is the source of this 1724-nucleotide messenger RNA. RefSeq names its product sphingoid long-chain bases kinase 2, mitochondrial-like. The transcript has 12 exons. NCBI's taxonomy places the organism in Eukaryota, Viridiplantae, Streptophyta, Magnoliopsida, Fabales, Fabaceae. Gene Ontology annotation, cellular component: TIM22 mitochondrial import inner membrane insertion complex. Gene Ontology annotation, molecular function: ATP binding; kinase activity. Gene Ontology annotation, biological process: protein insertion into mitochondrial inner membrane; phospholipid biosynthetic process; phosphorylation. The coding region runs from base 293 to 1216 and encodes 307 amino acids. The record is from RefSeq and is a predicted model, not a curated record.